CGUUUGUGCCAAAUAUCACGAUUCAUUCCAGCCUUGUCAAUUAUUACAUCAUCAAGGAGCAUCUCAGCAUUUUUAGCUGGCGUUACUCCCUGACAAUGUAAUCGUUUUGCCUCAGAGAAUGGACAUAUUGCCACGUGAAGUCACUCGUAGUUUCUUGAGCGUUCUUUUUGAGUCCGGAGUGUAUGGUACGAAGUAAAUCUGUUCUUGUCGCACCCCUUCUCGCAUUCACCGGAUCAGAUUAGGCUGGCCACGCACUUCGCGCUGCCUGGUGAGAUCUCUAAGCGGCUACGGCAACCUCUGUCCACUUCUAUCAUGUUCGCACGCUAGUCCCAAGCGAGCGUUCGUUCCUGAGCUCUUGGGUAUUUCCUACCUGCAUUCGACAGAACACAUCCUGAAUUCAACACAACUCUUCCUCCCACAACUUCAUCCCUUCCUUCCUCCACCUCGAACUCGAUCUCGACGAUCAUUUGCAAAGACCUUCUCACAUCUUCCCCGCCCCAGUUUCGGCGACAAGAGCGAACAACAAACAGACCUAUACACAAAGUCCGAUCUCUUGAUCAUCAGCCUUCAAGAUGGCGGCCGGUGAACCUGAUCAUGUCGAGCACAAGAAGAAGGUCAAUCUCAACGAUGCUUCUGGUGCUGAGCACAAGGCAACCGAUGAUACGGCGACUGCCAUUCUCAAGAAGAAGAAGAAGCCGAACUCUUUGAUGGUCACGGAUGCUAUUAAUGAUGACAACUCCGUUAUCGCCCUCUCAAACAACACUAUGGAGACUUUACAAUUAUUCCGUGGCGAUACUGUAUUGGUGAAGGGAAAGAAGCGCAAGGAUACAGUUUUGAUUGUGCUCGCAGAUGAUGAUUUGGAUGAUGGGAGUGCCCGAAUGAACCGUGUCGUUCGACAUAACCUCCGAGUCAAGCAUGGCGAUAUCGUCACUGUUCACCCAUGCCCAGACAUCAAAUAUGCCAAGCGCAUCGCAGUCCUCCCUAUCGCCGAUACCGUCGAAGGCCUCACUGGGUCUCUCUUCGAUGUCUUCCUCGCCCCAUAUUUCCGCGAAGCCUACCGACCAGUCCGACAAGGAGAUCUAUUCACAGUCCGUGGUGGUAUGAGACAGGUAGAAUUCAAGGUCGUGGAGGUCGAUCCCCCGGAGUAUGGGAUCGUUGCACAAGAUACAGUCAUCCAUUGCGAAGGCGAGCCUAUUCAGCGCGAGGACGAGGAGGGUAACUUGAACGAGGUCGGAUAUGAUGAUAUUGGAGGAUGCAGAAAGCAAAUGGCCCAGAUCAGAGAGAUGGUUGAGCUUCCAUUACGCCAUCCCCAGCUCUUCAAGUCUAUUGGUAUUAAGCCUCCCCGUGGUGUUCUUAUGUUCGGUCCUCCAGGUACCGGUAAGACUCUCAUGGCACGGGCUGUGGCAAACGAGACCGGUGCAUUCUUCUUCUUGAUCAAUGGUCCAGAAAUCAUGUCGAAGAUGGCUGGUGAGUCUGAAUCGAAUCUGCGAAAGGCAUUUGAGGAGGCUGAGAAGAACUCCCCUGCGAUUAUCUUCAUUGAUGAGAUCGAUUCUAUUGCACCAAAGCGAGACAAGACAAACGGAGAGGUCGAGCGCCGUGUUGUUUCCCAACUUCUUACCCUCAUGGACGGCAUGAAGGCCCGAUCCAAUGUUGUUGUUAUGGCUGCCACCAACAGACCCAACUCUAUCGAUCCCGCUCUCCGUCGUUUCGGACGUUUCGAUCGUGAGGUCGAUAUUGGUAUACCAGACCCAACUGGCCGUCUUGAGAUUCUCCAAAUUCAUACCAAGAAUAUGAAGUUGGGCGAUGAUGUCGAUCUUGAGCAAAUUGCUUCGGAGACUCAUGGUUAUGUUGGUUCCGAUAUUGCUUCCCUCUGCUCCGAGGCUGCAAUGCAACAAAUUCGUGAAAAGAUGGAUCUCAUUGAUCUUGAUGAGGAUACUAUUGAUGCCGAGGUUCUCGACUCCCUGGGUGUCACCAUGGACAACUUCAGCUUCGCCCUUGGUGUGUCCAACCCAUCUGCUCUCCGCGAGGUCGCAGUUGUCGAGGUACCAAACGUUCGCUGGGACGAUAUUGGAGGUCUCGAGGAAGUCAAGCGCGAGCUUAUCGAGUCCGUUCAAUACCCUGUCGACCACCCCGAAAAGUUCCUCAAGUUCGGUCUCUCACCAUCUCGUGGUGUCCUCUUCUACGGUCCUCCUGGUACUGGUAAGACCUUGCUUGCAAAGGCUGUUGCCAAUGAGUGUUCCGCAAACUUUAUCUCCGUUAAGGGACCUGAACUGUUGAGUAUGUGGUUCGGUGAGUCCGAGAGCAACAUCAGAGACAUCUUUGAUAAGGCCAGAGCUGCUGCUCCUUGCGUUGUCUUCUUGGAUGAGUUGGAUUCUAUUGCCAAGUCACGUGGAGGAUCCAAUGGUGAUGCUGGUGGUGCUUCUGAUCGUGUCGUCAAUCAACUUUUGACUGGUAAGUUCACCGGCUCCAAUUUAUUAAACACAGCUGAUUGAAAUUUUACAGAAAUGGAUGGUAUGACCUCCAAGAAGAACGUCUUCGUCAUUGGUGCUACCAACAGACCUGAGCAGCUCGACAAUGCUCUUUGCAGACCUGGUCGUCUCGAUACCCUCGUCUACGUUCCUCUUCCCAACGAAUCGUCCCGUGCUGGUAUCCUUAAGGCACAACUUCGAAAGACACCCGUUGCCCCUGAUGUCGAUCUCGCUUACAUUGCUUCCCGGACUCACGGCUUCUCUGGUGCCGAUUUGGGUUUCAUUACUCAACGUGCCGUCAAGCUUGCCAUCAAGGAGGCCAUUUCGCUAGAUAUUGAGCGUCGCAAGGCUCGUGAGGCUGCUGGUGAGGAUAUCGAUAUGGAAGACGAGGAUGCUGAGGAUCCAGUUCCACAAUUGACCAAGGCUCAUUUCGAAGAGGCCAUGUCCUCGGCCAGACGCUCCGUCUCUGAUGUCGAGAUUCGACGAUAUGAGGCAUUCGCUCAAAGCAUGAAGAGUUCUGGACCCGGUGCUUUCUUCAAGUUUCCUGAGGCUGGAGAGGCAGCUGCUAACGCCGAAGGUGGAGCUGGUGGAUUUGGUGACGCGGGCAACGAUGAUAGUCUCUACGACUAAUUCAUCUGUAUUCUAAUUUUCUUUUCUGCAUGCAUGCACGGAAGAUUCUCAUGGGCUGGGCUGAAGGUGGUUUCCCCAGGUUAGACUUGUAUUUGGGAGUUGGGAGAAGUCUACAAUCCCAAGGUUCCGGACAAUGAUCUCAAUAUUUUGCUAUGCUCUCAUGUCUUGGGCGCAGCCGCGGAGAUUUUUAGUCCGUUGGAGAAUGCAUUUCGAUCUUCAUAGUGCCUGAAUCAAUAGAUUGUCCAGUAAAAGAUAUUUUCAUGAAUCUUUGGCCUUGUCAUGUGACGUGACGGUGUGAGCAGUGCGCAUCAUACUUUAACACUGACAAUUUUCCCAUGUAUUGAAGCUGCAGUGGUACGCAGCUUGAAUGCUACUGACCUAGGGGUACCUAAAAUUGGAAAGGAAGAAAGCAGGUUGCCAAAUACAGACUCCUCUUUAUUCCUGUUUACGCAUUCUUCUAUGUUGUUGUGUCUAGUGACAUGAACGAACCAGACCCGAACGCCGAGAUAUGCCUUGAUCGUGUGACUAUGAUCUCCUCCCUCCCUUGGUCCAUAUUCCAGGACACCGACUGGCUUGAGUACCUAUGCCUGUCUAGCAUAGAUUCGCCACUUCUAAUACCGAGAAAAGAAUUGUCUCCUCUCUGUAAUCCAAGUUUAAGGGAGCCACUCAGUACAGAACAUUCUUCCACUCAACAUACAUCUCUCUUCUACCUGUAUCCACCACACAUCACAGGAUAUACACCUUGCUCCUUCCAUCUGUAUGGCCUUUGAAGGUGAAGCCUCACUCAUCAACCUCACAGACAGCCUCUAAACACUCCCUCGUAAUCUUCACCCCUUCCUCGACCACACUCCUCGGCAACGCCAAACUCUGCCCUCCUUCCCCCUUCCCCACAAACAUCCCACCAUCCUCCCCUUUCUUCUUACCAAACUUCCCAUUACUACCAGUCGUUGUUGUCACACCAUUUGAUUUUCCCUUCAGAAGAGAACUCGAUUGCGAGCCUGCUGUUGUACUUGAACUUGAGGAGUUUAUUUGUGAUUGGGCUUGCUGAUGUGCAGCUGAGGCUUCUGUGUCGUCCUUUAUGUCUUGCAGAACUCGUGUCAUUAGGUCGGGGAAGGUUGUGCAUGUCCCCGAGCGAAGGAGGGAGAGUGCGUGGUUCUGGAGGAGGGUAGGCCAGUUUUGUGGGUGAGAGUGCAGGGUGUGAAGGAGGGUGUCGUGGAUUCUAAAUGGGAAGGUUAAGUCAGUAUAUGGUUCUUGUGAAUUAUUCUUCUGUGAUGAGAAUCGUCUCAAGGAUUGGAUUCGUGCAAUAUUCAGACAGAUUGGAUUUAGCCGAGUCGAAAAGAGGGA
This is a messenger RNA of Cadophora gregata, 4442 nucleotides long. RefSeq names its product AAA ATPase cdc48 (gene CDC48). Bases 573 to 2492 code for a protein of 639 amino acids. The transcript is spliced from 5 exons. Gene Ontology annotation, molecular function: ATP binding; ATP hydrolysis activity. Lineage: Eukaryota; Fungi; Ascomycota; Leotiomycetes; Helotiales; Ploettnerulaceae. The record is from RefSeq and is a predicted model, not a curated record.